UGAGUGAAAGAAAUUAUGGCGUUGAAUGAAGGAUCGGAGCCCGUGAGUCCAAGCGGACAAUACUUGAACAGCUCGGUCUUGUCUAUUUCUAUUCUCACUGUUUUGGAAUCUGAAGUUCCAAUCAACGACGCCCAUGCCAUUUCAUUGCUCAACCAUGUCUUCCUCCCCAUCAAUCCACGCUUCUCCUCCGUCAUGGUUACAAACCAAAAAGGUGAUAAACAAUGGAAAAGGGUUGAAGUGAAGCUUGAAGACCAUGUUAAUGUCCCCAUUUUCCCUGCCGGCUUGUCACCCACAUCAUACGAUGAAUAUCUUGACGACUACAUGUCAAAGAUAGCAAUGGAUCAGUUUCCCCAAAGCAAACCACUAUGGGAAAUUCACAUAUUCAAGUAUACAACAAGCAACGCAGCUGGUAAUCUCAUAUUGAAGCUUCAUCAUUCACUUGGUGAUGGCUAUUCUCUUAUGGGUGCACUUCUUUCUUGUCUAGAAAGAGCGGAUAAUCCUUCUAUUCCCCUUACAUUGCCGUCACGCCCACGCUCAGAACCAAAAAGUGAAAACAAAAGUGCUUUUGCAAGAGCGUUACAAACCUUUUCGUCAGUCUCUAACACUCUAUUCGAUUUUGGAUGGAGUGUGUUAAAGAGCACUUUGGUUGAGGAUGAUCGAACACCGAUAAGGAGUGGGGAUGAAGGAGUGGAGUAUCGGCCAAUCACAAUAUCAACCAUGACAUUCUCUCUUGAUCGUAUCAAACACAUAAAGAACAAGCUUGGAAUGACAACAAAUGAUGUAAUAUCUGGAAUAAUCUUCUUGGGCACCCGAUUAUGCAUGCAAGAGAUAAGCAAUGAAUCAAGUGAAGCACAUUCGACAGCCUUAGUGUUGCUCAACACAAGAAUGAUUAGUUCCUACAAGUCAAUCAAGGAAAUGGUUGAACCAAACUCAGAGGCUCCAUGGGGGAACCGAUUCGGCUUCUUACAUGUUCCAAUUCCAAAGUUUAAGGAUCCUAAAUCCUUAGACCCACUUGAGUUUGUGAGGGAAGCACACAAGAUAAUCAAGAGGAAGAGAAGCUCAUUGGAUGUUUAUCUCACCGGCAGGCUAUUGGAGAUUAUGAAGAAUAUUAGAGGACCCGAGGCGGUUGCUAGACACAUCCAUAGGACACUAAGGAACUCCAGUGUGACGGUGACAAAUGUGGUUGGGCCAAUUGAAAAAAUGGCUUUGGCUAAUCAUCCAGUUAAAGGCAUAUAUUAUAUGACAAUUGGUGUGCCUCAGAGUCUUACCGUAUCAAUAAUAAAUUACAUGGGGAAUCUGAGGGUCACCGCCGGGAUAGAAAAGGGAUUCCUAGAACCCCAAAAGUUCAAGUCAUGCAUGAAAAAUGCCUUUGAGAUGAUGCUCAAAGCUGUGGAUGAACUUCCUCUACGUAAAACUUUAAUUUGAAAGUUUUUAUAUUCUUCAUGUAAGUUUAUUUUAUAUUAUCAUCACAAACGUAAAAGUUUUUAUAUUCUUCAUGUAAGUUUAUUUUAUAUUAUCAUCACAAACGUAAGGGUUUUAAUUUUCUCUUGAAUUGUUAUUUGGUAAGCAAAAAGAUUACUUCCAACCUGAUUGCGAAUAGACUAGUAACUAAAUGAAAGAAUGUUUUUAUAGUAUUGGUUUAUUUUUUUUAUUUUUUCUUUUAACUUUUGGUUUCGUGUAAUAAGAUUUUAAUUACUUAUAUGUGGUUCUAUACUACAUCUUAGAAUAUAUCGAUAAUA
Molecule: messenger RNA, 1739 nt
Organism: Corylus avellana
Lineage: Eukaryota; Viridiplantae; Streptophyta; Magnoliopsida; Fagales; Betulaceae
Product: wax ester synthase/diacylglycerol acyltransferase 11
Biological process (GO): triglyceride biosynthetic process
Cellular component (GO): plasma membrane
Molecular function (GO): diacylglycerol O-acyltransferase activity
Source: RefSeq, a predicted model, not a curated record